Messenger RNA from Cavia porcellus (domestic guinea pig), 2829 nucleotides. RefSeq names its product pleckstrin homology, MyTH4 and FERM domain containing H3 (gene Plekhh3). Bases 340 to 2631 code for a protein of 763 amino acids. The transcript has 13 exons. NCBI's taxonomy places the organism in Eukaryota, Metazoa, Chordata, Mammalia, Rodentia, Caviidae. Gene Ontology annotation, cellular component: cytoskeleton. The record is from RefSeq and is a predicted model, not a curated record. Gene Ontology annotation, biological process: signal transduction.
GGGCUGCAGGGAGCGCAGCGCGCGCUGCCCGGGCCCCGGCAUUGCUCGCCCUCCGGACGCAACCCUCCCGGAGCCGGGACCGCAGCCACUUCGGCCACCGCACCAGACGCGCCCCCCGCCGCGCGAGACGCCACAGCGGACGCGACUUCCCCGCGCCGGACAUCGCUCCCCGCGUCCCCCCCCCCCCCGCCUGGACACCGUCUCCUCUUCCUCUGCGGGCCCCCGCCGCGCCCCCUGCAUCCCCUAGGGGUCUCUGACUGAGCGCUGGACGUCGCUGCCCCCUUGUACCCCCGCGCGUCAAAGUCCCGCAGGUUCCGAGACCUCGGCUCUCGCGCCCGGAUGCCUCUCCCCGGGGGGCUGUGGUGGCUCCUCUGCUGCCGUCGGGGCUUCACCCUACUACAUCGCGACUACGGCGACGGCGAGUUCAGUGGGGACGGGGACGAAGACGAGGACGAGGAGACCUUCGAGCUGCGGACCCCCGGAUCGAUGGGCGGCGGGCGGAGUUCCCUGGAGGUGACGCUGACUCAGCCCGGGAGGAGUGGGCAGGUCUCUGACAGGCUGCAGAGCUGGGAGGAGACUCGAAGUCUCAUCUCAGAAAAGGGGCUGCAAGAGGACAACCCUGACUUGGUGGUGCAAGGCUGGCUAUACCGAGAGCCCCGCCGGGCUGGGACACGGCCAUGGCUGCCCCCGCGCCGGGCCUGGUUCGUGCUCACGCGGGAUUCCCUGGACCAGUUCAGUGGCAGCGGGAAGGGCGCACGGCACCUCAGCAGCCUGGUGCUCACAAGCCUGUGCUCAGUCACUGGUCCCGAGCGCAGACCCAAGGAGACCGGUCUGUGGUCCCUGACUGUGUCCGGCAGGAAACACAGCCUCCGCUUGUGCUCCCCACGCCAGGCCGAGGCAGAGCGCUGGGGGGUAGCCUUGCGGGAAGUGAUCGCCUCCAAGGUGCCCCUGGAGACGCCCACCCAGCUGCUGCUCCGGGACAUAGAGGAGAGCUGCGGGGACCCUGAGGCCGUGGCCCUCAUCUACCGGAGGAACCCCAUUCUGAGGCACACCAGUGGGGCCCUGUAUGCCCCACUCCUGCCCCUGCCCUAUGGAGGGGGCACCCCAGGUCCCGGCUAUGCACCCCUACGAGAGGAGGCAGUGCGGCUGUUCCUGGCGCUGCAGGCGCUGGAAGGGGCGCGGCGGCCUGGGCCCCUGAUGCAGGGCGUGCUGCAGACCUGCCGGGACCUGCCUGCGCUCCGAGACGAGCUCUUCCUGCAGCUGGCUAAGCAGACCUCAGGCCCCGCGGGUCCCCCGGGGCUCCCUGCUGCACAGGACCCCGCGGCCCUGCGCUACUGGCAGCUGCUCACCUGCAUGAGCUGCACCUUCCGGCCUGGGGGCGCCGUCCGGGGUCAUCUCCUGGGGCACCUGGAGAGGACCGAGCGGGCGCUCCCGGACUCCGAGCUGGCGGAGUACGCGCGCUUCAUCCGCAAGGCGCUGGGCCGCACGCGCGGCCGCGAGCUGGUGCCGUCGCUGGCGGAGAUCGCUGCGCUGAGCCGGCGGCAGGAGCUGCUGUGCACCGUCCACUGUCCUGGCGCCCGGGCCUGCCCGGUGGCCAUCGACUCGUACACUACUGCGGGGGAGGUGGCCCAGGAGCUGGUCGGGCGGCUGGGUUUGGCGAGGAGCCGCAACGCGUUCGCGCUGUACGAGCAGCGCGGGGCCCAGGAGCGCGCCCUGGCCGGGGGCACCAUCGUGGCCGACGUGCUCACCAGGUUUGAGAAUUUGGCGGCCGAGACAGCCGGGCCGCUGGAGUCGCCAGACGCGGACUGGAGAUUGUGCCUGCGCCUUCACGGACCUCUGCACCCCGAAGGACUGUCCCCCGAAGGCCCCCAGAUGCCGUUCCUUUUUGAGCAGGCACAUGCUCUGCUGCUGCGCGCCCGGCCGGCCCCGCCCGACGACGACGCGCUGCGCGCCCUGGCGGCGCUGCGCCUGCAGAACGCGCCCCGGGACCUCGGCCCGCGCGCACCUAGCCCUUCGCGCCCCUCCACGCUUUCCUCCGCCCUGCUGGCCGGGACCGCGAGGCGUGCAGAGCGGGGGGCGCGGCGGAGCGUGGGCGCAGGCGUGCGCGCGGGAGGAGAAGGAAGAGGCGAGGGAGGCGCGCGCCCGGCGGCCACAGUACUGGGUGGCUGGAAGCGGCUGCGGGGCCUAGGCCGAGCCGAGGCCAUGGCUGCUUACCUGGCGCUGGCGGCGCAGUAUCCGGGGCUCGGCGCUGCUCGGUAUGACGUUCUGGAGCUGAGCACGGAGCCUGGUGGAGGCGCUCCACAGAAGCUGUGCUUGGGCCUGGGAGCCACGGCCCUGUCCCUCUCCAGGCCUGGAGACACGGAGCCCAUCCACCGUGUCAGCUAUGGCUGCGUGGCCGCCUGCCAGCUGAUGGGCCCUCACACCCUGGUGCUGAGGGUCGGGGACAGCCAAAUGCUCCUGCAGAGCCCACAGGUGGAGGAGAUCAUGCAGCUGGUGAAUGUCUGCUUGGCCACCCCCGCCUUGGAGAGGCCUCCCUGCCAAGAACAGCCAGACACUGCCCCUCCUGGCCCUGCUCGGGGUCUGGACCAGUCCCAGGGACAGUCUGGCUGCCUGGGGCAGCUGCAGGACUGAGCUGCCAAAAGGUCACAGCUUCUUGUUGCCUCGGCUGGGCCAGGGCUGCCCUGGGACCCGAGAGACCUGGACCCCUUUGGCCCUGCAGGGACAGGGCACACCCCCACUCCCAGGACUGUGUUGGGUGUGGGCACUUUUCUAGUUUGUUUCUUAAUUUAUUUGUAGAACAGAAAUGAAAGAGAAACUUAUUUACACAAA